CAUUUUCAAAUAAGCCCUUGAAAUCCCAGCGUCUCCGAACCAACGCCCGACCCAAUAGAUUCAUCCCCAAAUCCCCAAUCCGUUCACGCCUCCCCGAUCUCGCCGGCGCCGCCGUCUCCCUCCUCUCCGGCCACCGCCAUCACCACCACUCCUCGCGGCGCGCCUCCUAGCCCUACCUACACAAAGCUCUCCUCCUCCUCCUUCUCCCGCUCGGGCAGCAGGGGCGCGACAGAGGCGGCGGCGGCGCGAUGGGGAAGAGCGACUUCCUGACGCCGAAGGCGAUCGCGAACCGGAUCAAGGCGAAGGGGCUGCAGAAGCUGCGGUGGUACUGCCAGAUGUGCCAGAAGCAGUGCCGCGACGAGAACGGGUUCAAGUGCCACUGCAUGUCGGAGUCGCACCAACGGCAGAUGCAGGUGUUCGGCCAGGCGCCCGACCGCGUCGUCGAGGGCUUCUCCGAGGAGUUCUUCGAGUCCUUCCUCACCCUGAUCCGCCGCGCACACCGCCACUCCCGCGUCGCCGCCACCGUGGUCUACAACGAGUACAUCGCCGACCGCCACCACGUCCACAUGAACUCCACGCGCUGGGCCACGCUCACCGAGUUCAUCAAGUUCCUGGGACGCGAGGGAUACUGCAAGGUCGAGGACACACCCAAGGGGUGGUUCAUCACCUACAUCGACCGUGACUCCGAGCAGGCCGUCAAGGCACGCCUCAAGCGCAAGAGGAUCAAGUCCGACCUCGUUGAAGAGGAGCGACAGGAGCGCAUGAUCGCCCGCCAGAUUGAGCGUGCACAGAAGUCUCUAGCCAAGGCCAAUGGUGGUGAUGAUGGUAGUGAUGCCGAGGGCGAGUUGGAGUCGGAGUCCCAGUCUGACAGUGAAGAAGAGUAUUCAGGCUCAGAUGACGCUCAGGAGGAUGACGCAAAAGAGACUAACAAGGUGACUGGGAAGAUUGCGAUCGCGCUCCAGAAGGCUGCUCCGGGACCAAAGGUUAACCCUUAUGAGGAUAAGACAAAAGCGAAAUUUGGUUUUGACGAAGAGGAGGAGUUGGGUGCCCGAGAGAAGAAGGAUGAGGUGGCCAAGAAGAAGGGGAAGGAUGUGAAAGCAGCGGAGCCAAGGAGGUCGGCACUGGAUGAGCUGAUGAAGGAGGAGGAGAAGGCCAAGGAGAGGAGCAACAGGAAGGACUACUGGCUGUGCCCAGGGAUUGUGGUCAAGGUGAUGAGCAAGUCGCUGGCGGAGAAGGGGUACUACAAGCAGAAAGGGGUUGUGAAGAGAUUGAUCGAUAAAUAUGUUGGGGAGAUUGAGAUGUUGGAGAGCAAGCAUGUUCUCAGGGUCGACCAAGAUGAGCUUGAGACUGUGAUCCCCCAAAUUGGUGGGCUGGUGCGGAUUGUGAAUGGGGCUUACCGGGGUUCGAAUGCCAGGUUGCUCUCAGUGGACACAGAGAAGUUCUAUGCAAAGGUGCAGGUUGAGAAGGGCCUCUAUGAUGGGAAGGUUCUCAGGGCCAUCGAAUAUGAGGACAUUUGCAAGAUUGCCCAGUAAUAUACAAUGCCAUUUGUUUCAUUUCCUGUACCAUCACUGCUCCCAACCAGAGUUAUGUGACCCAGUGUACUAGUUCUUUCAGUUAGAUACCUGGCAGCUUAUGUUCUUGUGAUGCUUAUGCGGGAAUAAUCUUUUGUUCAAGAAGUUCAAUAUUUUGAUGUUUUUAGUUCAUUCUAGCGGCUGAAGGCGCAAUGUGCAAGAAAAUGGUGUCAUGUAUGUUUGCUUGUUUCUUGUUGACCAGAAUAUCUGUAUUGACAAUUUUAUAACAUUUGGUUAACUUCUUCAUCUC
Messenger RNA from Phragmites australis (common reed), 1821 nucleotides. Its product is annotated as KIN17-like protein. Gene Ontology annotation, biological process: DNA replication; DNA damage response. The coding region runs from base 249 to 1532 and encodes 427 amino acids. NCBI's taxonomy places the organism in Eukaryota, Viridiplantae, Streptophyta, Magnoliopsida, Poales, Poaceae. The record is from RefSeq and is a predicted model, not a curated record. Gene Ontology annotation, cellular component: nucleus. The transcript has a single exon. Gene Ontology annotation, molecular function: double-stranded DNA binding.